This is a messenger RNA of Trichoderma virens Gv29-8, 1185 nucleotides long. RefSeq lists its product as uncharacterized. Gene Ontology annotation, cellular component: cytoplasm. The record is from RefSeq and is a predicted model, not a curated record. Lineage: Eukaryota; Fungi; Ascomycota; Sordariomycetes; Hypocreales; Hypocreaceae. The transcript has 2 exons. Gene Ontology annotation, molecular function: exopolyphosphatase activity. Bases 1 to 1185 code for a protein of 394 amino acids.
AUGCCACCUAGACUACCUCUGAAGGGCUUCUUGGCUGCUGCCCGGUCUGCUUUGGCAGCUCCUCCAGCCCAGAGAUCAGGGCCUCUGACCCUGGUGAUUGGCAAUGAGUCUGCAGAUCUUGAUUCUCUCUGCUCAGCCGUGGUGCUGGCGUAUAUCCGGUCCAACACAUCCCCCCACACUCUGCACAUUCCCCUCUCAAACAUUCCCCGGUCUGAUCUUGUUCUCCGAACUGAGAUGACCGAUGUCCUGCAGCGAGCUGGACUCGCACCCACAGACAUCCUCACGUUAUCUGAACUGCCCGAUCUCAAGCCCGAAGAUACAGAGUGGUUCUUGGUAGAUCACAACGCCUUGACGGGCGACUUGCGGAAAUUCCAGUCCCGAGUCAUCGGUUGCAUCGACCACCACGUCGAUGAGAACGUCACCAGCACUGACAUCAAGCCACGCAUCGUCGAGCCCUGCGGAAGUUGCAUGAGUCUCAUCAUUGAAGAAUCUCGUGCAGCAUGGGAUUCCUUUGCCCCGCUAGAAACCGAAGACGUCGCUGACGAGGACGACAAUCUGGCGAAACUUGCCCUAGCGCCUAUUCUCAUCGACACGCUUGACCUCAAGGAAGAGCACAAGGUCAAGGAAAAGGACAUCCUUGCAGCCCAAUAUCUGCACACAAAACUCUGUCAUCACCAUUUCCACCAAAAUAAAUUCUUCAAGGAAAUCACUGCUGUCAAGGAGGAUAUCUCGAAACUUAGCUUCUAUGAUAUUUUCCGCAAGGAUUACAAGGAGUGGGAAGAAGCGGGCCUCAAGCUGGGCAUAAGCUGCAUUGUCCAAAACUUCGAUUACUUGCUUGACAAGGCCAAAAACCCUCACGUCUUCAUCGACGAAUUGGCUUCAUUUGCCAAGGAAAGGAAGCUCGAUGUCGCAAGUGUCAUGACCACGUCGGAUCCAGGCGGCGAAUUCCAGCGUCAUCUCCUUGUGUGGGGGAUUACUGACAGGGGAGUGGUGGCCGCGAAGAAUUUCCCCAGUGUUGCAAAGAGCUUGAAGCUGGAGCAGUGGAAGGACGGGUUGUUGGAUGGCGAUGAUGGUAAGAGAAAGACGUGGAGGCAGAAGGAUCUAUCUGCGAGCAGGAAGCAGGUUGCGCCUUUACUUCGAGAUGCCCUGAAGACGGUUGAUGGGACGUCUCAGUCACAGCUGUAG